AUGCCUCAGCCAUAUCGAAUGACAUCCGAACUUCUAUUCCACAGUACUGUCCGCGAAUCACCGACUGUCUUUGCCAUGUUCUACCAGCGUGGAGAGGCUACCACGAGAGCGUUCAGAACAAUAUGGGAGUUACUGUGUUCCGAACACUCGUCUUCCUCUACAACCUUUAUCGAAGUCGACAAAGACGACUUUCCAGAUCUCAACAAAGAACUUGGUGUACCCAACCAUACCAUUCUGACAUUUCUCGCUUUUAGGAACAAACAUUUGAAGGACGUCAUUGAGGGAGUAGACAGUAGAGAGUUGGAGCGGUUUGUGGACAGGAACAAGCAGUCCACCACUCGACGUCCAGCGACUCCCCCUAGAACGCAUCGUGAGGUGGAUCUCAAAAAAUCACGACCUCGUCGUAACCGUGCGAGAAGCCCGGCUAGGGUGGUUGUCGAUUCACCUAGAAGACAUCGCUCGCCUGCUCCACGUCGAGUGCCUGUAUACCACGCACAGGCCGAAGCAAGCAGAAGACGUCGCCGAUCGAGCCCAGACCUAGUACCGCUAAAUUACGGUUCACCAAACUUCGAGGGCUCAAACGCCAAUCGAUCCUAUCCUGUCGGCAUUCGAUACACCGAAGACCAUGGCUCUCACAGAAUCAGCCAGCCCGCACACCUAGAGUACACGGGCCAGGAUGGCCAUCGUCGUCGAGCUCAUGAUGUUCGACUCCAGAAAGGACCUGAUGACCGACCAGAAGUGGCAUUUCUUGAUUGGUCCGGUUCUUUAGCAGUCGAGCGCACGAUUGGACGUUGA
Messenger RNA from Lithohypha guttulata, 795 nucleotides. RefSeq lists its product as uncharacterized. NCBI's taxonomy places the organism in Eukaryota, Fungi, Ascomycota, Eurotiomycetes, Chaetothyriales, Trichomeriaceae. The transcript has a single exon. The record is from RefSeq and is a predicted model, not a curated record. Bases 1 to 795 code for a protein of 264 amino acids.